This is a messenger RNA of Galleria mellonella (greater wax moth), 4440 nucleotides long. It is a transcript of the gene Nhe3, whose product is annotated as sodium/hydrogen exchanger 6. Lineage: Eukaryota; Metazoa; Arthropoda; Insecta; Lepidoptera; Pyralidae. Gene Ontology annotation, biological process: proton transmembrane transport; regulation of pH; sodium ion transport. The transcript has 17 exons. Bases 300 to 2390 code for a protein of 696 amino acids. Gene Ontology annotation, molecular function: sodium:proton antiporter activity. Gene Ontology annotation, cellular component: recycling endosome; membrane. The record is from RefSeq and is a predicted model, not a curated record.
UUCUGUCAUGAGAAAAGCACUUAUGUCUAAAGAGUACUGGAAAUUUAUAUCAACAAUUUAAAUCUUUGUGUAUUAUUUGAAUAAUACAAUGAACGACGAAUUUUCACGAAAAUUACAAAUUACUUACUAUUUGAUAUUUGUACAUUUUGAUAGUACAUUAUUUGUGUUCGAUAACUGUUUAUAUCAUUUCUAAUAACAAACUCUAAAUUAAUUUAUUUUGUCUUACAUUUCUGCGUCAUAAUUAUUGUUAAUAGGUAAUCCAUGUAAAGUGAUAUUAUUUAGCUGGAUUUGCAUUUGCCAUGGCACGUAUACCUUUUGUGACUUUCCUUGGAUUCUUUUCAUAUAUAAUUAGAGUAUGUAGGGCUUCAGGCACGGAUAUUGCGCUCGAUGCAAAAGCCACUUUAUUACAUCGCAUCGAUAGUUUGAAUCUAUUAAUUUACACCUGUCUUCUGACUCUGACCGUUCUGACUAUUUGGGUGUUCAAACAUCGUCGGGUGAGCUGGCUCAAUGAAACUGGAUUAGCUGUAAUAUAUGGAUUAAUAGUAGGGGCAAUAAUCAGAUAUGGAGGUACUACAAAUGAAGUCACCCAUAUUGAUGCUCAUCCCGCUCCAGACAGCAAAUAUAACCUCUCAGUACCACCAGACAUGCUGUGGUUCCAUUUCCCUGAUAAAAUACAAAUCUCAUCUGGUGAGGUCCCAGUACCUAACAAAACUUAUGCAUACAGCUUUAGGGGAGAAAUCGUAAAUAUAGAACAAAAUGAAAUAGACCUGAAAGCUACUUUUGAUCCAGAAAUAUUUUUUAAUAUAAUUCUACCUCCCAUAAUAUUUCAUGCAGGAUAUUGUCUCAAACGUAAAUAUUUCUUCCGAAACCUGGGUGCAAUAUUGACAUUUGCUAUGGUGGGAACAGCUCUAUCUGCAUUAGUUAUUGGUGCUCUUAUGUACGGCUGUGUACAAUUGAUGCCAGCGUCUUUGGCUUCAAGCUUCACCUUUUUAGACACUUUAUAUUUUGGUGCAUUAAUUUCUCCAACAGAUCCCCUGACUAUAUUAGCCAUUUUUUCACAAUUAAAGGUAGAUGUCAACUUAUACGCUUUGAUAUUUGGUGAAAGUGUUCUUAAUGAUGCAGUGGCUUUGGUUCUUAGCGGGGCAAUACAAAAUUAUGAGGAAAGGUACUCCAAUGAUGGAGGAUUUGAAAUAACAGCAUUUCUAGGUGCUAUUGGAGACUUCAUUGGGAUAUUCAGCCUGUCGUUACUCGUUGGUGCUUUUAUGGGCUGCCUGACUGCUCUGAUGACCAAAUUCACUCAUGUGAGAGAAUGGCCUUUGUUGGAGUCAUCACUCUUCGUACUCAUGUCAUAUGCAGCUUUCCUUAUUGCUGAAGUGUGUGAACUAACAGGAGUGGUGGCGGUUCUCUUCUGUGGUAUAUGUCAAGCACACUACACUUACAACAACCUGUCGUCGGACUCACGGAACCGGACCAAGCAACUGUUCGAGCUGCUUAACUUCCUAGCAGAGAACUUCAUAUUCACAUAUAUCGGCGUCUCCAUGUUCACCUUCCCUAAACACCACUUCGACCCGUGGUUCAUCAUCGCCGGAUUUAUUACAUCAACUCUAGGACGUGCCGUGAAUAUCUACCCACUGUCAUUCUUGCUAAACUUAGGACGCAAGCCGCCAAUACCUAUGAACUUUCAACAUAUGCUGUUCUUUGCGGGUCUCCGAGGUGCUAUGUCAUUUGCUUUAGCGAUCCGCAACACGGUUUCUGAAGCGAGGCAAGCGAUGUUGACAACUACAUCGCUAAUAGUGAUUGCAACUGUAGUUCUGCAGGGUGGAGCCUCUACACAUGCACUCGCAUACUUACGCAUUCCCACUGGACAAGGUCAGAGUGACGAAAAUGAAGCUCUUCCCUACCGCGACGUGAGGAGUCUCUACCAGGCCACGGACUCAGGCGGAUCGCCCGCUGACAUAGGGUUCGGUCUUCGCAAUAUGGAUUCUACGCAACCGGCCAGUUGCGACAGGGCAACAAAUGGCCGCAUGAUAGUUAAAUGGGACAAAGGAGAUAAUGAAGUGGUUUUGCCUUGGCAUCUAAACGACUACAAUGAGGGGCCACGUAACGGUGGUGAUAAGGCGCGUCUCGCACGACUCUGGGGUGCGGUAGACUCCAAAUUGCUCAAACCACUGCUGACGCACGCAAGACCGCCGCUCACAGAGACACUGCCGGCUUUCUUGAGACCUGUGGCGCGCGUGCUCACCACCACACACCAGUACACACAAGGAGAUAAUACCCUUCGCAGAACUGAUUCGGAUUCCGAUUUAUGUAUUGAUGAACCGCAACCAGUACCAACAAGUAUCGACCCACAGCUAUCAGUUAAUGGUCGAAACGGAUAUGGGCAUGUCUAAGCUUUGUAGCUUUAGUGAUUCCCGGCUGUGAUAUAGAUUGGUAGUAAAUAGAAGAUUUUUUUAUUAAUAGGCAAAACCUUUAAUUAUUGCACGCAGCAAUUAUGGCCUGGACACGUGGAUACAAGGAUUUCUGUAGAAGGUAUCACCGGCAGUAAUAUAUAGAUAGAUACACAUUACAAUAGCUGUAAUUAUUUCGAGCAGUUACACCUUUUGAAAAAGAUCUAGAUGCCUAUCUACAUACUAUGUACAUAUACAAGUAAAGUUUUUUACGCUCAUAGUGCCACACCAUGAUUGGAUUUUUAUUUUAUUUUUUUCUUUCUUUGUUAAAUUAAUCUGACCAUUGUAACUAUAAAAGUGCUACUUUGUAUCAACAAUGCAAAAAUAUGUUGUCUUUUAUACCACUGAAGUGGUAAUGAACAGUAAUUAUUGUAAUAUUAGUUAUCUAAGUAACCUAAUAUCAUAAUAUGUGUUGAACAUGUGAUAUUAAACGCUUGUUACAUAUAUCUAGGAUUGUCAGGUAUCAGACUGAAAAAUGGUUUCUUACCGAUUUGUCAAUGUCUUAUUGUAACCCAGUAUUAAAAUAAUAGAAGUAACAAUUUUAGUCCUGACAAUUCUAUCUAUAUAUCAAGCAUUGAUGUUAUACAAGGUGAACAUUAGAUCUGAAAACAUAAGUUCUUUAGAGGACUUUUCUUCUAUUCACUUUAACUUUUAUUGCUUUGAAUCUAGUCUCUACAGUAUAAAAUUGAAUUUCACUUUAUUUCAGUGUAAACUAAAAAAACCUACCUACCAGUUGAUUAAUCGUAGUGACAUUAAUGAAUUGUGCUUAUUGCGCAAACGAUGGAUAACUUAAUAGAGAUGAAGGAGAAAAGAUACGAACGUAACACACGGUUUGUGGUCAUUUGAACGCUCACAGAUAAUGCUAGAGUUGUAAAUAUAAUAAAAUAUAUGACAUAUUUUACACUUUUUCAUUAUAUUUUCGACUGUUAAUUAGUAUAUUUUUAGCAAUUAUAAUAGUAAAAUUAUUGAUAAUUAAUAAAAAUUUAGUAGUAUAAGCUGUCUCAGAACUCAGAACCCUUUUUUUUAUAUAGCAAAAUAUGUCAGUAAAGUACACCUAAAUGAAAUUUAAAACAAUACCACGAUAUCUGCCCAUGUGCCAUUAUUCACCAUUGUGUAUUAAUUAAUGUUUUUUCACGCGUCGUCAACUUUUUUACGGUACAUACAAUAUCUUUGUUUAUUAGAAGCAGAAUUUAUAAAUUGGAUUUUUUUUCUUGUGUGCAUUGUACUAUAUUUGUCUUAUUUGGACAAGCACAAUCGAGGUCGAAGAUUGUCCAUCGUUUAUGCAUAUAAUACUUUCAAUCACAAUUCAUUCUAAUGUAAACUAUAUUUCUAAUUAAAUUAUACAAUAUUGUUUAUGCUUCUAAAUUAUGUAAAUAUUUUGUUAUUAUUGACUACAUACUUCUCUGAUGUACCAAUAUAUAUACAUACUAUAAGUUUUAAUGACUCUGGUUGUAAUAGUAUGUCAGGAGAUAAAAAUAAUAAAUGUAUGGUUUAUAAAACCGCUAUACAAUAUACUAGGUAUGUAAAACUUACUUAAAAUCUUUCCUAAUAUGAACAAUUUAUAUUUUUACAUUAAACAAUUGUGCAUUUUUUGGGAAGCUUUAUAAAUAGCAGUAUCAAAAGUUUGUGUGUCACUACCAAGUAUAUUAUACUGAAUUUAAAAGUACUUGAAUUAGAAACUAUAUAUUUUAAUAGCUAUCACAGGGUUUUUCUAAUUAUAUGUCUGCUUAUUUUAUCAAUAUAAAUAUGUAUAUAUAUAGCAGAGGUCUCCAAAUUGUUAGCAAAAAUACCUUACUGAUAUCUCCACUAAGUCCCAAGGGCCAAAACCUAGCUAGCUCAACUUAAUAGCAUAGUGUAGAUUGUAAUUUCUAAUUUGUGGUGCUUGUGACCCAAUAUUGUGCUUUAAGCCAUAGUUUGGAGGCCACUCUUAUAAAACUUGUACAACAUUGAUUUAUUAAGCAAUUGGAUUUAUUUUAAUAAAGUUGGACCUGUA